AUGACUUUUGUGAAGAAAUCAGAGGCGUAUCUACAGUACCUUAAACUUGGUGCUGAGGGGCUGGCCCUCCCUCCAUUUGCUGAAAAUGCCAUGGGAUACUUAGUGAUCUACCCCGGAGAGGUCUAUUGCAGAGCACCUGGUUGCCCCAAGGCCAAGGAAGCGUACUCCAGCCUCAAUAAUCUGAAGAAGCAUAUCCAGAGUGCACACAGCAAGAAAUACACCAUCCAUACCACCAGCGGAGGGGCUCCAACUAUAGAGGAGCAGCAGGAGGCUAUCGAGUGGUACCAGAAGCUUCUUGAGGAGGAGGAGAAACCAGAGCUGCCUGCUCUCCCCUUGAAGAAAGAUGGCACUGUUCACAUCAAGAAUAUGAAAGCCAUGUUGAAGGAGAUGGGUGUGGGCGUACCUUGCAGCGAAUGUAAGAAGCGCAAGAAGAAUCGAACUUGCUGUUCCUCGAACAGCCAGGAGUGGUGUGAGAAUUUCGAUUACUUUGCCAAGGAGGAUGACAAGGGCAAGGCCAAGGAGGUAGAGGAGGAGAGCGAGGCAGAGAGUGAGGGGGAGGAAGAAUCGGAUGAUGGUAACUAG
This is a messenger RNA of Aspergillus pseudoviridinutans, 582 nucleotides long. RefSeq lists its product as uncharacterized. The transcript has 7 exons. The record is from RefSeq and is a predicted model, not a curated record. Lineage: Eukaryota; Fungi; Ascomycota; Eurotiomycetes; Eurotiales; Aspergillaceae. Bases 1 to 582 code for a protein of 193 amino acids.